UCAACAACCGACAUUUUCAAUUUAAGUUUGUUUUUUAUUUGGGCGCGAAAAUGACGCAUUAGCAACAAUUUGUGUAAUUAAGUUAAUAAAAUAAAACUACAAAACAAUUAUGUAGAAUAAGAAGACUUUGUUUAAAAUAACAACGAUCAACAAUUAAUUGAAUUGGACUUUCUCAGAAAUUGCUAGUGGACUUCGAUAAACAUUUCUUUCAUUUAAAACAAAAACGCACCACACAAUGGCCUCACCUCGCAAUACAAGAAUAGCUCUAUCGGAAAUACCCGACCGCUUAGAACUCCUCAGAGUAGCUACAACACCAACGAAUCCCGAAGCAGCAGAACCAACUCCGGCAAAUAUUCUAAACCAAACUAUUUUCGACAAUGCCAUCAAUAACAUGUCCUUGGAUCACGAAUCCCCUGUUGCUUCACCUGAUGAAAUUGUUAUCAAACAACGAGGACGUCGUCGUUUCACGCUUACCUGGUCCCCAGACAAGUUAUCUUCACAGAGUCCCUUCCAGAAGACUCCAACAAAGAUAGCUACACAUAUGACACUGAGAAGUUCCCCCCGGAAACGCCUUCUCAUGACUGAGACACCUUAUUCAAAGUCACCAUCUGCAGACUCUUGUGCCUCUGAUAAUAUUGGAAGACUCUCAGGUUUUAGGUCUCCGUGUAAUAUGACUCCGAUUGUAAAGAAACUUAAACUAGACGAAACUCCGGUGGCGCAAACAAAUUUCAAUACCAGCCUGGACGUGAUGCUCAAAGGACUCAGUCACAAUCAACUUGUCGAGAUGAUUGGACAUCUAGUUGCGAAGGAUGCUAAGCUUGAAGAAGUGAUCCGCAGUGAUUUUCCAUUGCCAGAUAUUGGAUAUUUGGAAGACGAAUUGAUUUUAUGUAAACGCAAUAUCUUCAAAAGUCUCCCCACAUCACGAUUGUGUAAGAAGACAGACAGCUCUGCCUAUGCGAAGGCAGUUAUGCAUGUAUCUGCUUUUAAGACGGCCAUCAUAAGUCACACCCGAAAGCUACACGACUCAUCACACUGGGAUGCUUUGCUGGACUAUGCUCUUAUGGCAUGGAACUAUGUCCGGGCAACACCCAUAUGGGACAAUAACUCGCACAAUGCUAUUAGGCGACAAUGCUUUAAAAUCUUAACUUGCCAUUGUGUGGCAGCACUUAAGCAUGGUGGGCUUAGAGUGGGCGUUCAGAGAUUGAACAAUCUAGAACGAAAUCUAGCUGAUUGGUCAAAAGAUCAUGAGGAUGUUCUAUCUUGUGUGAAUGCUCUUAAUAAAACAUUUAAUUUCCGAUCGAGUAUGUGACUUGAAUCGCGUCACUUAUUUCAGUUUACAUUUUAAAUACCUUGAACAUUACACGAAAUAAAAUACAAAGCCUGCUUGUACCACAAGAAUCUAAUUUUUACAUUUAAGAGAAUACAAAAUUACUAACUCCCAACCUCCUAGCUUUACCUGUUGUUUGUCCAUAUAGAAUAUUUUUAUAUAUGUAUAAGAAAAAAUAAAAACAAAUUAAAAAGUA
Molecule: messenger RNA, 1523 nt
Organism: Eupeodes corollae
Lineage: Eukaryota; Metazoa; Arthropoda; Insecta; Diptera; Syrphidae
Exons: 2
Coding region: 236-1309 (357 amino acids)
Biological process (GO): proteasome localization; nuclear protein quality control by the ubiquitin-proteasome system
Cellular component (GO): nucleus
Source: RefSeq, a predicted model, not a curated record